Messenger RNA from Salvia miltiorrhiza (redroot sage), 1172 nucleotides. Its product is annotated as trihelix transcription factor GT-3b. Lineage: Eukaryota; Viridiplantae; Streptophyta; Magnoliopsida; Lamiales; Lamiaceae. The record is from RefSeq and is a predicted model, not a curated record. The transcript is spliced from 2 exons. Bases 197 to 943 code for a protein of 248 amino acids.
AUAGGAAUGAGAGAGAAAGAGAGAUAGAGAUAAGACUCACAUAUAUAUAUAGAGAGAGAGAGAGAUCCGUACAAGCAACGUGAAGGACGAACAUCGCCAACUAUUUUCCUUUGUCUAGCUAAGACGAAAUUCAAAUUUUCACACCAUUUUCCAUUUGGUUGAUUUUUUAAUCUUCAAAAUCAAACUUUUUAUAUUUAUGUAUAUGGAUCAUAGUCAAUUUUCCCAAGUCCAGAAUCCGUAUGUUGGCGUGAGUGUCGAAACGGGUUUGGGCUGCGGGGAUCGGAAUCCUCAAUGGAGCAGCGAAGAAACCCGGGAUUUGCUGGCGAUUCGGGGCCACCUCGACCCGACUUUCAUGGAAACCAAGCGCAAUAAGCUUCUCUGGGAACUGGUUUCGACCCGGAUGAACCAAAUCGGGUACAACCGGACCCCGAUCCAGUGCAAAUGCAAGUGGAAAAACCUCGUCACACGAUACAAGGGAUGUGAAACAAUGGAAGAAGUGGAGAUGAGAGAAAGGGCAUUCCCAUUUUACAAUGAGAUGCAAAUCAUAUUCAACGCGAGAAUGCAACGAAUGAUGUGGCAGGAGGUGGAGGGCGGCGCCAUCUCUCCGCAAAUGGUGUCGAAGGCGGCGAAUUCAGGCUGCAGCAGCGGGAAUUCAUCGCCGGUGGUGGAUGGAUUGAAGGAGAUGAUGGAGGAAUUCAUGAGGCAGCAGAUGGAGUUGGAGAUGCAGUGGAUAAAAGCUUAUGAGGAGAGAGAGGAAAGGAGGAGAGAGAGGGAGAUGGAGUGGAGGCAGAGAAUGGAGGCGUUGGAGAGUGAGAGGCUGAUGAUGAUUAGUUGGUGGAGAGAGAGAGAGGAAGAGAGGAAGAUGAGAGAGGAAGCUAGGGCUGAGAGGAGGGAUGCUCUUCUUACGGCUCUCUUGGACAACCUCACAAGAGGAGCCAUCUAAUGUAACCAUUUGCGACCAACCCCUCUUCUAUCCAUUUUAAUUAAAUUGGGUUCUAUUAAUUUCAUGAUUUCCAAAUUAUACUACAUGUACAUGUUAUUUACAUAUAUAACAUGUAUUCGGAUGGGAUUUUAUUUGGUAGAAAUAAAUUAUUAUUUGAGGGUCGUCUUGUUCUUGGGAAUGUGCUCAUGUAGCUACUAAUUAUGAUGAAUAUUAAGUACUAUUAGUGUUU